Cyprinodon tularosa is the source of this 1752-nucleotide messenger RNA. RefSeq names its product LTV1 ribosome biogenesis factor (gene ltv1). The coding region runs from base 65 to 1474 and encodes 469 amino acids. Lineage: Eukaryota; Metazoa; Chordata; Actinopteri; Cyprinodontiformes; Cyprinodontidae. The record is from RefSeq and is a predicted model, not a curated record. The transcript has 11 exons. Gene Ontology annotation, biological process: ribosomal small subunit export from nucleus; ribosomal small subunit biogenesis. Gene Ontology annotation, cellular component: cytosol; preribosome, small subunit precursor; nucleus.
UCGGAAGCUGCUGACAUUUUUAAUAUUCAUUUGAACAAGAAGCUCAACAAGACUCGGAAACAAAAUGCCUCAUCGAAAGAAGAAAUCAUUUAUUGAAAAGAAGAAAGCUGUGACCUUUCACCUGGUCCAUAGAAGCCAGAGGGACCCUCUGGCUGCAGAUGAGAAAGCUCCACAGCAUGUCCUCCUACCUGCUGCAAAGGUGGAUGCAGAGAAAAGGCUUGAAGAGCAGCGAAACUUUGGUGUUUUCUUCGAUGAUGAUUACGACUACCUGCAGCACCUGAAGGAGGCAUCGGGUCCCUCAGAGCUGGUAGCCACUGGACCCUCCUACCCUGACAGGGGAUCCUGUGAUCUCAGAGACGAAGAGGAGGAGAAGGAGAAAGAGGUGGAAGCUGAAGCUACGCUCCACCUGCCGUCUUCAGUGUUUGCCUCAGAGUUUGAAGAAGAUGUAGGACUUCUGAACAAAGCUGCUCCUGUUUCAGGACCUCGAUUGGACAUGGAUCCUGAUAUUGUUGCAGCUUUAGAUGAAGACUUUGAUUUUGAGGACCCCGACAACAUUCUGGAUGACGACUUCAUCCUCAAAGCAAACUGCACAGACAGAGCUUUGGAUGCAGAAGGAUACCAUGAUGAAGAUGAUGAUGAUGAGUGGGAGGACACAGACGAGGAAGGCGACUUUGACUCAGAGGGAGGGUUUUCAGGCGACGAACGAACAGAACGGGACGGUGAGGAUGGAGAGUUUCUGUUCAUGAACGAGGAGACAAAGAGUCGCUUCACCGAAUACUCGCUGACCUCGUCGGUGAUGAGGAGGAAUGAGCAGCUCACCCUGUUGGAUGACCGCUUUGAGAAGUUUUAUGAACAGUUUGAUGAUGAUGAGAUCGGUGCUUUGGACAACGCUGAGCUGGAGGGGUUCAUCGGACCGGACAGCGGCCGCCUGGAGGAAGUCAUCAGAGACUACUUUAAAGAAAAACAGAAAGACUCUCUGAGGCCUGAGGAUUUGGGUCCCAAAGAACUUCCUGUCGUGAAGGAGGAGGAGGAAGAUGAGGAGGAAGAAGAGAUGGAGACGGUUGUUAUCGAGGCUCCUCAGGAGAAUUGGGACUGUGAAACCAUCAUCAGUACGUACUCCAACCUGUACAACAGACCUAAAAUCAUUGAAGAACCACCUAAGCCAAAGCCCAUCCGCGUGUCCAACAGGACCGGCAUCCCUCUAGAUGUGCUGCCUUCCAAGAGCCUCACAGCCAAACAAGCGGAGCGCAUGACCAGAAUCAAUGACUCGGAUCUGCCGCGUGUUUCGACUCAGCCGCGGAGCAGAGAGGAGAGCAAAGAGGAGAAGAAGGCUAGGAAGCAGGCCAUCAAGGAAGAACGGAAGGAAAGGAGAGUGGAGAAGAAAGCUAACAAGACGGCGUUUAAGGAGGAGAAGGCACGACAGGAGAAGCAAAUGUUGAACUUGAGGACAAACAUCCAGGGCCUGAAGCUUUAAUGGCGGACCGAAAGAGCUCAACAGGUUCUUCAAUCACUCCAGCGAAAUGGGACUCCUCGCAUAAAAAAGGACUGCAUUGACCAAUGGAGAACCGGAUGGUUUCAGGAAGUUCUACUGGAGCUUCAGAGACUUUGGACUAAAUAAACCAGGUUCCACAGGGUGACAAAGGGUCAAAUCUGUCUCAGAAGUGGGAUUCCUGUUGGAAGAUUAAUGAAAUCAUGUCGAACUGAACAACCACUCAGUAUCUUGGAUAUUUUAAUAAAAACGUAUAGAAAUUA